Acomys russatus (golden spiny mouse) is the source of this 1778-nucleotide messenger RNA. RefSeq names its product serum/glucocorticoid regulated kinase family member 3 (gene Sgk3). Gene Ontology annotation, biological process: protein phosphorylation. Lineage: Eukaryota; Metazoa; Chordata; Mammalia; Rodentia; Muridae. Gene Ontology annotation, molecular function: phosphatidylinositol binding; protein serine/threonine kinase activity; ATP binding. The record is from RefSeq and is a predicted model, not a curated record. The transcript has 17 exons. The coding region runs from base 252 to 1724 and encodes 490 amino acids.
GCCGCCGUGACGCGUCAGGGAGGAAACGCCGGCGCCUGGCCGCGCCGCCGGGAAGGAGUAGCCGCCAGAGCGCUGGGCUCCGCGCCCCGGCGCCCGGACGCCGCGCAGCCCGGUUCCAUGAUGGAGUAUGAACAUUACCUCAGGAGGUUCCCUGUUUCGGAUUAGCUAAUGGUAACUGCUGAGAACUUGGAAACUUCAGACUGAAUUUCUGCAUCCUUCAAGACAGUCAAUGCAGUGAGUGAGGUUGUACCAUGGACUACAAGGAGAGCUGCCCAAGUGUAAGCAUUCCCAGCUCUGACGAACACAGAGAGAAAAAGAAGAGGUUCACGGUUUAUAAGGUCCUGGUGUCUGUGGGCAGAAGCGAGUGGUUUGUCUUCAGGAGAUAUGCAGAAUUUGACAAACUUUACAAUUCUUUGAAGAAGCAGUUUCCUGCUAUGGCUUUGAAGAUUCCUGCCAAAAGAAUAUUUGGUGAUAAUUUUGACCCAGAUUUCAUUAAACAAAGAAGAGCUGGCCUGAAUGAGUUCAUUCAGAACUUAGUCAGAUACCCAGAGCUUUACAACCACCCAGAUGUCAGAACAUUCCUUCAAAUGGACAGCCCCAGACAUCAGUCAGAUCCGUCUGAAGAUGAGGAUGAAAGAAGCACUCCGAAGCCACAUUCUACCUCACAGAACAUCAACUUGGGACCAACUGGAAAUCCUCAUGCUAAACCAACUGACUUCGAUUUCUUAAAAGUUAUUGGAAAGGGCAGCUUUGGCAAGGUUCUUCUUGCAAAACGGAAACUGGACGGAAAAUGUUAUGCUGUCAAAGUGUUACAGAAAAAAGUAGUUCUCAACAGGAAAGAGCAAAAGCAUAUUAUGGCUGAACGCAAUGUGCUCUUGAAGAAUGUGAAACACCCAUUUUUGGUUGGAUUGCACUAUUCUUUCCAAACAACCGAAAAGCUUUAUUUUGUUCUGGAUUUUGUUAAUGGAGGGGAGUUAUUUUUUCACUUACAACGAGAAAGGUCGUUUCCUGAGCACAGAGCGAGGUUUUAUGCUGCUGAGAUUGCCAGUGCUUUGGGUUACCUGCACUCCAUCAAAAUAGUGUACAGAGACUUGAAACCAGAAAAUAUUCUUUUGGAUUCGAUGGGACACGUUGUCCUAACAGACUUUGGACUUUGCAAAGAAGGAAUCGCUAUUUCUGAUACCACCACAACCUUCUGUGGGACACCAGAGUACCUUGCACCUGAAGUGAUCAGAAAACAGCCCUAUGACAACACUGUGGACUGGUGGUGCCUGGGUGCUGUUCUGUAUGAAAUGCUGUAUGGGCUGCCCCCUUUCUACUGCCGAGAUGUUGCUGAAAUGUAUGAUAAUAUUCUUCAUAAGCCUCUAAACCUGAGACCAGGCGUAAGCCUCACAGCCUGGUCCAUUCUGGAAGAACUCCUAGAAAAAAACAGGCAAAAUCGACUCGGUGCCAAAGAAGACUUUCUUGAAAUCCAGAAUCAUCCUUUUUUUGAGUCACUCAGCUGGACUGAUCUUGUACAGAAAAAGAUUCCACCACCAUUUAACCCUAAUGUGGCCGGACCAGAUGAUAUCAGAAACUUUGACACAGUCUUCACUGAAGAAACGGUUCCUUACUCUGUGUGCGUGUCUUCUGACUACUCCAUAGUGAAUGCCAGUGUUCUGGAGGCAGACGAUGCCUUUGUUGGAUUUUCUUAUGCUCCUCCUUCAGAAGACUUAUUUUUGUGAACAGUUUGACACUCAGAAACCAUUGGGCAAACUCAAGCCUGCAGAGGAGACAAA